This is a messenger RNA of Phaedon cochleariae (mustard beetle), 303 nucleotides long. The record is from the annotation of a GenBank genome assembly. NCBI's taxonomy places the organism in Eukaryota, Metazoa, Arthropoda, Insecta, Coleoptera, Chrysomelidae.
AUGAGUGGGAAAAAAUUAUACAUUGGCUUCACCAGUGUAAACACGAAGGACUAUAUAGUAGUCCCUAAAUGCAUGAAAUGCCAAGAUCUCGGUCAUAUUGGCAAAAACUGCUCAAAAACAGAAAAUGUAUGUAGCCACUGCGGAGACAGUGGACAUGAAAAGAAGGAAUGUCCGAAAAAGCAGGACCCGAGUACUUGCAUGCCAUGCAAGAAUAGGGGGAAAUUCUGCAAAAACGGGUCAGACUGCCAGACGCACAAGAUGCUGCUGGACAGGAUGAUCCAAAAGACCGACUAUGGCCAGUAA